Molecule: messenger RNA, 1397 nt
Organism: Gossypium raimondii (Peruvian cotton)
Lineage: Eukaryota; Viridiplantae; Streptophyta; Magnoliopsida; Malvales; Malvaceae
Product: transcription factor bHLH128
Exons: 6
Coding region: 106-1107 (333 amino acids)
Biological process (GO): regulation of transcription by RNA polymerase II
Cellular component (GO): nucleus
Molecular function (GO): DNA-binding transcription factor activity, RNA polymerase II-specific; RNA polymerase II cis-regulatory region sequence-specific DNA binding; protein dimerization activity
Source: RefSeq, a predicted model, not a curated record
CUCCAUUUUUAUGUACUCCUUUGAGCUUUGAAAAAAAGAAGAUUUCUCCUUUAACUUAUAUAAUUUCCCUUCCUAGUUCUUCCAUUUCUCCACGCUACCAAAGCCAUGUAUCCAUCAUCUUCGUCUCAAAAGCCCAUGGGUCAAUCCGGCCUCACCCGUUACGGUUCUGCUCCCGGCUCCUUUCUGGCCAACGCCGUUGAUUCCGUCAUCGGAGCGGACCCUAACCUCGUCGGCCACUACUUCUCCGCCGCUGACUCCUCCUCUUUAACAUCAGAGUCAACUUGUAAAGUCAGCUCAUCCAACGAUCCGCGAGAGCCUAAAUCAGCUGCUGCUGCUGCUCCUGCUCCUCCUCAUCCUCCUCCGCAUCAUCCCCAUGGAUCUUACCCUGCACCUUCUUCUUCCUCUCUGCUCAGACAACGCAGCUCCCCCGCCGGUUUCCUUAGUCACCUCACAUCGGAAAACGGUUUUUCCGUUACAAUGGGCAACAGAAAUUAUAGCUCUCAAGGCAGUGGUAAUGGUGGCCAUGGAGUGUCAAGGUUGAAGUCCCAGUUGAGUUUCACUAGGCAAGAUUCUCUUUCUCAGAUCUCUGAAGUGAGUGAGAAUCUUGUGGAUGGUGUUAGCUCUAACAGUAACCACCAAAAUCCUGCACAUUCGUUUGCUGCUGCUGGCUUUGGAAUGGAUUCAUGGGAUAAUACAAACUCCAUUGUGUUUUCUGCCCCAUCAAGCAAGAGGGCUAAAAAUCUUGAUGGCGAUAUUUAUAACUGUUUCAAUGCCUUGGAAACUCAGUUUAGCUUGCCCCAAACGACACUCGAGAUGGCCACAGUUGAAAAGCUGCUACAUAUUCCUGAAGAUUCCGUGCCCUGCAAAAUCCGAGCCAAGCGUGGUUGUGCCACUCACCCUCGAAGCAUUGCUGAAAGAGAGAGAAGAACAAGAAUAAGUGGGAAGCUGAAGAAAUUACAAGAGCUUGUUCCUAACAUGGACAAGCAAACGAGCUAUGCAGACAUGCUGGACUUGGCUGUGCAGCAUAUUAAAGGCCUUCAAAACGAAGUUCAGAAACUCCACAAAGAAUUGGAAAGUUGUACAUGUGGGUGCAAACAAAGCUCAUAAUGAUGAAGGCUAACCAGGUUUAAGGAAACAAGAAGUUUGUCUGAUUUCCAAAUUUUGAAGCCAAGACUAAUUUAGUUGGCUUAGUUUGACUUAAUAAUGAAAAAGUAGAGGUAAACAACUCGAAGAUGUAUAUAAAUGGAGUCACAUUGUUUCCCUAGUUUGAGAAGUGAUUGAGUUGGAAAAUGAAAAAAAGAAGCAAUUUGUUAGUUUUCCCUAUUAAAAUUCAGUGUCUGUAAUGUAACAUAUGUUUUGGCUUUUGUAUUUUAAAUGGGAAUGAAGAAUUCAGUUUA